GCGAGUGGGCAAGUGCCGGCUUUGCGUCUUCGUGGAGUCGCGCGGCAUGGCGGGCGGCGCCCGGGAGGUGCUCACGCUGCAGUUGGGACAUUUUGCGGGUUUCGUGGGAGCGCACUGGUGGAACCAGCAGGAUGCUGCGCUUCGUGAACCGACUGACACCCAGGAGCCGCCGGGGGAGCUGUGCCCCGACGUCCUGUUCCGGGCCGGCCGAACGCUGCACGGCCAGGAAACGUACACGCCAAGGCUCAUCCUCAUGGAUCUAAAGGGUAGUCUGAGCUCCCUAAAACAAGAAAGUGGACUCUACAGGGACAAACAGCUGGACGCUGCAAUAGCAUGGCAGGGGAAGCUCACCACACACAAAGAGGAACUCCAUCCCAAGAAUCCUUAUCUCCAGGAUCUUCUUAGUGUGGAGGGAGUGCUGAGCAGUGAUGGUCUCUGGAGGGUCAAAUCCAUUUCCAACGGCAAAGGUCUCCCACCACUCACCACUGCUGCAACUCCAGAGCCCCUUAUCCCCACAGAGGGCAGCAUCAGGGUCUGGUCAGACUUCCUCAGAGUGCAUCUCCAUCCCCGGAGCAUCUGUAUGAUUCAGAAGUACAACCACGAUGGCGAAGCAGGUCGCCUGGAGGCUUUUGGCCAAGGGGAGAGUGUCCUGAAGGAACCCAGGUACCUGGAAGAGCUGGAGGACAGGUUGCACUUCUACGUGGAGGAAUGUGACUACCUGCAGGGCUUCCAGGUCCUGUGCGACCUGCACGAUGGCUUCUCUGGUGUAGGGGCGAAGGCCGCAGAGCUGCUACAUGAUGAGUAUUCAGGGCGCGGGAUAAUAACCUGGGGCCUGCUCCCCGGUCCCUACGCUCUUGGGCAGGAGCCCCAGAAAAACAUCUAUCGUCUGUUAAACACAGCUUUUGGUCUGGUGCACCUGUCUGCUCACAGCUCUCUAGUCUGCCCCUUGUCCUUGGGUGGGAGCCUGGGGCUGAGACCUGAGCCACCCGUCAACUUCCCUCACCUGCGUUAUGAUGCAACUCUGCCCUUCCACUGCAGUGCCAUCCUGGCUACAGCCCUGGACACAAUCACUGCUCCUUAUCGCCUGUAUUCCUCACCACUUUCCAUGGUUCAUCUAGCCGAUAUGCUGAACUUCUCUGGGAAAAAGGUGGUGACAGCAGGAGCAUCCAUCCCCUUCCCUUUGGGUCCAAGCCAGUCCCUUCCCGAUACCCUGAUGCAGCUCGGAGGGGCCACCCCUUGGACUCCACUGUCUGCAUGUGGGGACCCUUCUGGAACACACUGCUUUGCCCAGUCAGUGGUGCUGAGGGGUCUAGACAAAGCAUGCCACACCAGUCAGCUCACCCCAGGCACACCUCUGCCUUCCCUACUCCAUGCCUGCACCACUGGGGAGGAAGUCUUGGCCCAAUAUUUACAACAGCAGCAGCCUAGAGCCAGGAGUUCUUCUCAUCUGCUGCUGACUCCCUGCAAGGUGGUUCCUCCUUAUCCCUCCCUCUUCUCCUCAAGCCUCAGCCAGCAGGGCUUGGUUCUGGAUAAUCCCCCAACUGGGGCAGGGGAGAGCAUCCCAGUGCUUGGGGCCCUCCGUUCCUCUUCAUCCUUGAGCCGGACCCUGGGAGACUUGGCCAAGGACCUCACCAAACUCAACCUGCGGCGCUGGGCCAGCUUCAUGGACGCUGGAGUGGAACAGGAUGACCUAGGGGAGCUGCUGCAGGAGCUCUGCAGCCUGGCCCAGUGCUACCAGCUUGGCGACAGCCUCACGGACUGAAGUUCCAAGAAAAGGAAAAAACUAGUUUACAAUAAAAAGUGCUGGAUGCAGGAGCUAUGUCUUGGGACUGGCUACACCAACAUAUGCACUUAUUACAUUUAUAUAGAAUCACUGUGCCUUACAUCACAAUAAAUGUGAACCAUCAGGACAAAAAGUCCAAGAAGGGUAGAAAGGAGCUGAGCCCCUCUCCCUCAACACUAUUUACAAAAUGACUCUAAAGACUUCGUAACAAACACUGAGUGAGGCAGAGAAUGGCAGAGCCAUGAAAACCCUCAGCCUAGCUUUGUCCUGUCCUUGGCCCCUGCUCCUUCAGCUCUAUACUGAGCUCAAGGGGCACACCAGCAAAGGACAACCACCCUUUCCCUCGUCAGGGUGCCUGUGGUUUGGAUCCGACACACACAUCUCCCACAUGCUUCCUGAGUCUCACUCAUCCAGCUCCUCCUCAGACAGAAGAUCCCCAUGGUCAGAGAGCUGGUCUGCAUUGCUGGUGCUGGUUGCAUCGUCUUCAUCCUCCGAGCUGGCCUCGCAGGCGGUGUGGAAGAGCUGCAUGAGUUCUCGAAAACGGUGGGAAACCUAAGAGGAGAGGGGAAGGUUGGUGUUCCCUGUCUCUAAGUAACAUAAAGCGUUAUAUACCAA
Messenger RNA from Myotis myotis, 2398 nucleotides. It is a transcript of the gene MSTO1, whose product is annotated as misato mitochondrial distribution and morphology regulator 1. The record is from RefSeq and is a predicted model, not a curated record. Lineage: Eukaryota; Metazoa; Chordata; Mammalia; Chiroptera; Vespertilionidae. Bases 47 to 1762 code for a protein of 571 amino acids. Gene Ontology annotation, biological process: mitochondrion distribution. The transcript is spliced from 14 exons. Gene Ontology annotation, cellular component: cytoplasm.